UUGAAAUUGGGUUUUAUAUUUAUUAUUUCAGUCAUUCUAGAAAGCUUUGAUGUUGCAUCAAUUUUUUUUUCACUGCGGUCUUUAAUCUUUAAUUAAAUGUAAUUGACCGGAAGAUUUGGGAGCUUGUUUGUCCAGUAGGCAUUAGGUAUCUAUCAAAUCAAAUUGGACUGAAGCAACGUGCAGAAUUUAUGAACAAGAUUUUUACCAGGCUCCUUUGGAAAAUCUCACAAUGACGCUACUAGUGACGUCGGUUUGUUAGUACAGAGUUUGGUUAAUUAAGAGGAAUUGUAUUGGAAUAAAGCGGGGAGGCAACAAAUGAGAAUGGCAGAAGGAGCCUGCCCAGCCUCCUCCCCUCCUCCCUCCUCUGGAGGCUCGCGCACUCCGGAGCAGCAGGUUCCUACAAGUGCUAGGCGAAGUGAGGCGCAGCGCUACGCCUGGGCGUUCCCAUUCGGGACAGCUGGCUGUUUGCAGUCUGCAAACACCUGGCUUGGUGCUAGGGGGCCUUAGAGACUUCUCCCUGUCACUGGUCGGCGAGCUAGCAGGCAGCAGGCUCUAAGAGGUCCGGAGGGUUUCCUGUGUGUCAGCAACUUCACUUUGGAGAUAGCUGGCGGAAGAGCGAAAGUGCACUCGCGGGCCAAUCGCUCGCCAACAGCCACCGCUGAACAAGCGCAGCCCUCGCUCUCGCCACUACCUCGAAUAGCAGCGGCGGGGCCGAGACUGAGCGUACCUCAGCGCACCUAAGCCUAGCUCCCCAGAAGGCGCCUCGACCCCGGUGGCGCCCUCCGGAGCGCAGAGAGCGUCCCUGGUGAGCUCUGCGGAGCACGCCCCUCGCCUGCAGAGCACGCCCCUCGCCUCAGGAGCAGCGCAGGACUCUCACGGGCGCCCAGGCUCCGCCCACCCCACCGGGUGCCGGGCUCUCCCGCCCGCCCCCAGCACUCGGGACUAAGCUGGGUCUCCGCGAGCGCCUCGACUGCACAGACAGCAAACGGGAAGAAACCUAGAAGCACACGGGGCUGCGGCCACGCGCACUCCGAUGGCCCUCGGUGGUUGAACUCUGGAGGAGACAGGGGCCGGGAAGAAGCGACGCGGAGCCACGAAGCCCAGCUCCUCGCUUGCAAGGUAGAAAAGGAAGAUGCCCAAGCGACGUUGAUCUCUGGCAGAAGUAAAGUGGGCUGCGCCCUCUUCUCGCUGGACCACAGCCGAGUGAGUCUGGCGUGAUCUAGCUGCGCGCACCAGGCGUGCUCUGCAGCGCGGACCUGCGGACCCUCGGGAAAGCGCAGUUGGAAAGUUGUCAGUGCCCUGCGCGCCCUGUUGUGUAACCUCUGCGCGGCCAGCCAGACGGGGAAGUUGCCGGCACGCCCGCCAGCCUGGUUCAGUCUCGGAUCCGGGCGGAUUUCAUGGCCCGCGGUGAACGAGCGCCUGAAGCCGGCGUGGGCGAGCCCCCGCGCGCCCCCUUCCGCGGGGAUACCCCGCGCCCCAGCCCUUCCUCUCGCCGGCUUUUCCGAUGCUCGCUGAGUCCGGUGCCAUCGCCGACCUCUCGCCGCCGCUCGCCCUUCGGACCUGCUGCCUAAGCCGGGGAGGAGAGAAUGACCGAGGUGCUGUGGCCGGCCGUCCCCAACGGGACGGACGCUGCCUUACUGGCCGGCCCGGGCUUGCCCUGGGGAAAUGGCACAGCCGCCUCCACCGCAGACGCUGGCUCCACCUUCAGAUGUGCCUUGACCAAGACAGGCUUCCAGUUCUACUACCUGCCGGCCGUCUACAUCCUGGUGUUCAUCGUUGGCUUUCUGGGCAACAGCGUGGCCAUCUGGAUGUUUGUUUUCCACAUGAAACCUUGGAGCGGCAUCUCCGUGUACAUGUUCAACUUGGCUCUGGCCGACUUCUUGUACGUGCUGACUCUGCCAGCCCUCAUCUUCUACUACUUCAACAAGACGGACUGGAUCUUUGGGGAUGCCAUGUGCAAGCUGCAGAGGUUCAUCUUCCAUGUGAACCUUUAUGGCAGUAUCUUGUUCCUGACCUGCAUCAGCGCGCACAGGUACAGCGGCGUGGUGUAUCCGCUCAAGUCCCUGGGCAGGCUGAAGAAGAAGAACGCCGUCUAUAUCAGCGUGCUGGUGUGGCUCAUCGUGGUGGUGGCGAUCUCCCCCAUCCUAUUCUACUCGGGAACUGGGGUACGGAAAAACAAAACCAUCACCUGCUAUGACACCACCUCAGAUGAGUAUCUGCGAAGUUAUUUCAUCUACAGCAUGUGCACCACCGUGGCCAUGUUCUGUGUCCCCUUGGUACUGAUACUGGGCUGUUACGGAUUAAUUGUGAGAGCUUUGAUUUACAAAGACCUGGACAAUUCGCCUCUUAGGAGGAAAUCCAUUUACCUGGUGAUUAUUGUACUGACUGUUUUUGCUGUAUCUUAUAUCCCUUUCCAUGUGAUGAAAACCAUGAACUUGAGAGCUCGGCUAGAUUUUCAGACCCGAGAAAUGUGUGCUUUCAAUGACAGGGUUUAUGCCACUUACCAGGUGACAAGAGGUCUAGCAAGUCUCAACAGCUGUGUGGACCCUAUUCUGUAUUUCUUGGCUGGUGAUACUUUUAGAAGGAGACUCUCCCGAGCAACCAGGAAAGCUUCCAGAAGAAGUGAGGCAAAUUUGCAAUCCAAGAGUGAAGACAUGACCCUCAAUAUUUUAUCUGAGUUCAAGCAAAAUGGAGAUACAAGCUUGUGAAGGCACAAGAAUCCCCAAACACCUCACUUUGUAACAUGGCCAAGACAAGUAUCUGGAGAGAUCUGUUCUAAUGGUGAAAACAUAUAGAGGGUCAGGAUGAAGGAGUGAUCUAGCAGCUCAAAAGCUGAUUCAUGCCAGUUGAUGAUGUAAGUAUUAACUGUGAAGGCAGAAAUCUCUUGAAAUUUGGAUAGAAGAAACAGCUAAAAACAUUUUAGUACCAAGUUCAAGGGGUUUUUAUUGCUUAGAAAUCAUGGUCUUUGACUCUUGAAAAUUCAAUAUGUAUUUACACUGAAAUAAAAAUGCAAACUAAGAUGGAAUAUACCAUGAAAGUCAGAAUUCAGAUUUAAAACCAUGAUGUGACAGCUGAGGCACCUGUGGGACUCCUGACUUUUUGAAGACCAUUCUUCAUUGAUUGAAAGGAUUGGAUGACAUCCAUUUGUUGAGAUUUAGGCAGUGUGGCAAAGACUCCUUGUAGACAGCGAGGAGGGCAACAAAAUGUGCCACUGUUUUCUAGGACUCUUCAGUCUGGUCCUUGGCUAAAUAUGCUUGCAAGUUUCAGCAGUUGUGAUGUGAUAGGUCAUAACCUGCAGUUCUUCUCUGUCUACUCAUAGAGUAUGCUAAGCUGUGGCUGGAUGCUAUAAAUGUUACCACUUAUCCCAGCUGGAAUUCAACUAGUGACAAUAUUGAAAGAUGCAACACUAAGUAGGACCUAUUGAAGCUGUACCUUUUCUGGUCAAAUUGUAACUAUUGUAAUAAUAUUUAUUGAAGCUCACAGUCCUUCAAUUGUACAGAUUGAAAUACUUUCUUGAAAGAUCCAACAUAUUGAUGUAAAUUAUAUUUAUUAAAGGUAUAAUAUUAAUAUGUCACACUGGUAUAUUUUACCUAAUAUAUGAUGCAUAGAUAAAAUGAGAGUUGUGUAUCAUGAUGCCUUUCAAGUGUCAAUAUCUUGAAAGUUAAGUCUUUAGAAUUUUGGGAGUUUAAAAUAUAAAAAUCUGUUUCGUGAUACAAGUGCUUAAUUUUCCCUAGGAAUAUAUUUGCAUGUUUGCCUUUUUAUUAUGUCUUUCCACAUAGACACAAUAUGGUAUCAGAUUAUCAUAAGAGUAAUUGUGAAUGUAAAGUAUCUUAGCCAGACUGGGUCUGUAUUGUCGACAUUUUAUAUAUAUAGUAGAAAAGCUUAUGUUGUCUUUUCAGUAGGUGUAGAAUUUUGUCCUCAAUUAUGGUCAGAGCUUCCUCUCCCAAAGGCAAAAGUCUUCUUUUAUAUUCAGAGUUGAUCUCUUACGGUUUAGAAGUCUACUAGUUUGGGCAUUAUAGAUACAACAUUAGAAUUUAAGGACAAACUUUAGGGAGAAGAAGGGAGAAAAAAGCCAAAUGGUUUAAUCAGUUACUGUUGUUCAGUUCUGAAGUGUUUCUUCUUGAAGUGAAAUAGUAUAAUCUUAAUUCUUUUGAGAUGGAGUUUUUAAGUAGCACACUACCCGAAAGUUCAACAUUGCUAUUGAUUUUCAUCUGUUUUCUUUGUUCAGUUGAUAAUUUUAAUAACAAGUUUUUAGUGAUAAAUGUAUUAUGUGGCUGCUGAAUUCUGUUACGGUUUUUUAUUCUCUUGUACAUUGUAUUAUAUAUGUCAUCACAAAUUAAUAUGAAGGUGAAUAUAUGUUGCAUCUAAAAAUUUGUGAAUUUGAAUUAUAUUACAUAUUAGUGUUUUUGCAAAAAUGUUUAUUUUUAUAUUAUCUGUGAUUUUAAUAUAGAUAAUUGAAUUAGAUUUCUUUGUGAGUAGUAGUGCCAUUGAAUGAGUGGUAUGAAACAGUGUUACUUGACAUAUUGAGCUUUCUCAGGUUUAUCUAAAUUGAUGGUAGUUUAAUGAAAUCCAAACUAAUUGUGCGUAAUAGCUUUUAAUAAAAUGAAAGUACAUUUCCUAUAAUAGCAUAGUGUUGUUUGCAUGCAAGAGUUUGUCUUGUACUGUGUGUUCAUGUGUGUGUGUGUGUGUGCAUGUGCAUGCGUGCGUGUGUGUGUGUCUCUAAGGCAUUGCAGCCAACUUUGUAUCCACUAUUUAUAGUAACAACAGAGCUUCAUAAUCAUGGACACUAGAACUGUACUUCAUAGACAAUAAAAGCUGAAAAAGAUUCAAUAAAACUAUAAAACAUG
Molecule: messenger RNA, 4847 nt
Organism: Heterocephalus glaber (naked mole-rat)
Lineage: Eukaryota; Metazoa; Chordata; Mammalia; Rodentia; Bathyergidae
Gene: P2ry1
Product: purinergic receptor P2Y1
Biological process (GO): platelet activation; relaxation of muscle; phospholipase C-activating G protein-coupled receptor signaling pathway
Cellular component (GO): plasma membrane
Molecular function (GO): ATP binding; A1 adenosine receptor binding; G protein-coupled ATP receptor activity
Source: RefSeq, a predicted model, not a curated record